GUUCUCACGACGCCAAAUUUGAGCACGAAACAAUGGCCAGCUCGAAAACACGAUCCUGAGCUCAAUUCUUGACCAAAUCUUUCGAAAAUUAGUGCGGUAUAGAGCGAUAGAGGUGCUCUAGUGCGCCCCAUAGUUUUUUUUUUGCAAUCAGAAAUAGUAUACAAUACUUGAAUUUUCAUGCCUCCUCAACUUCCGAAACACAAUAACUUUAGAAAUACACACCAGUUCGAGCUGUCCUUGAGAUAUGCUAUGCAUAUAGGGUCUGUGAAGUGCACCCCAUGUAUAAAAAUCACAUAUUGGUCUGUGGCCCUCAGAGCGGCACUGGGACUCGAAGGCAGCGAAAUACUAAGGCAAACUCACCCCAGCCAAACAGUCAACAUUCAUAUUCUGCUCCUCCUCCUCCCUCGCAAAAACCACGACCUCGACCAACCCCUGUUCACAAAGGUACACCUGCCUAUGAGCAGAUACAAGCAUCUCGUUCACAGCUCCCUCAUGAUAUGGACAUUGCUGCUGCAGAACAGCUGGUGGCUUUCCAACAUCAAGGCAUAGUACCUCGAACAGUCCAACACAAACAUACAUCAAAACUUACCACGAGUCAGCCACAUCUUACCCUUGAUGAACAGGUCUUUGCAGGUGCUAUGGGGAUAUCCAAGGCAGAGAUGCUGAAGCAGAGGGAAUACGAGAGGCAGUACGGGUUCGAGGAUUCACUGAGUGAUCCUGAAGAGGAAGAGACCUCUGCAAGGCUCUCUACACAACAGAAACAGCAGAGCAGAAGAAUGAAAAACAGUAGACCCGUAUUCAAUGAUGAUGAGGAUAACGACAGUGAAACAAGUGACGGAGGAGAUGAGGUACAGAAGGCCUGGAAUAACCUUGUCGGUAGUGUUGAGAAGUUCAACAUCGUUUUUGAGGUUCCAUACAAAACUUCUCAGCGAAACUUGACCGGGAUCACUUCUCAUACAACAUUUGUUGUAUUCAUUGAUGAGCUAGCCAAACGGAUGGAAACCCGACUCUCUCUCCUUUCCAAUAUAUCAUAUCUUCCAUCAUAUAAGCCAAAAACUCGGACCACCGAUGUAAUGCUGGAAGGAGAAGAAGACUGGAUCAUAUUGAUCAGAGAUGCCUGGGACCAUGUUCGAAAUACUCGCGGGAAGAAGACUAAAGCAUGGACAAUCCGGAUCUUUGACAAAAGCCCAACUGAGACAACUGGCAAAGGAAAGGAAAAGGAUGGGGGCAUAAAGAAUGGAAAGAGAUCGAUUGUUGCAGCGCCAAGUGACCAACUUCCUGCAUCCGAUUCUGAUGCAGACAUUCUAGUAGCCAUUCAGGGAAAAAAUCACUGCAAUGCGUGUCAGGCGGCAUGCUACGUUCUUGCUAAUGGUGAUCACUAUCGCUUUGAUGACGAGGAUAUGAAUACAUGGGUUCAACUUGCAUCUCGGCACCAAGCAACAGUCAACGAUCCGCCAAGCUGUAUCCUCACCCGGCUUGGCGAAAAGCUAGGUCAUCAAAAACGUCGUAGUGCUCUUCCACUGCCGCCACCUUCUGUGCCCUCUGUCCCUCCACAAACUCCCAUAGCUCCCGCCCCAGCCACAGAUGCUAUUACACAAGCCAUGACAAUGGUCGGCACAGUUACACCGCUUUUAGCAAUGUUGAUGAAUGGGAAUCGCACUCGGGACCAUUCCCCUCCACGCACUUCUUCAUCCAAGCGCCACCGAGCUGACAGCUCUCCUGCUCCGGCAUCAUCUCCAUCCAAGGCAUCUCCCUCUAAAAAUGAGGAGCUACUUGUUUGGCUUCCCAAAGUCGAUGCUGAUGUGGAACGUGGCAAAAGGAAUGCAGACUACACAAGAUAUGGUGACAUUUUGGCUAAAAAAGGUAUCUUCGAUCUUGAUGAUCUUGUGCGGCUUACAAGUGAACGGCUCGAGGCAUUCACUGGAAUGGCAUAUGGGUUUUGUGAUCGUCUUCUCCGGUAUGCCAGGGAGGAUUUGGGCAUAAAGUUAUCGAAACAAGCUCGAAUUGGAUAGUGAUUUCUAUAGUAUAGUAUAUCCACAAUGGUUGAAAAAUCCACAAGCAUCAUUACUAGUUAUGGAAUAUGUUGCUCGAAUGAGAUGUAAAUAUACAUAGGUAUCAUCUAUAUUAGGGUGAAGGUCCUGUCUAACUAUUUCACCCUCUCGUCGAACAAAAGACUUGAUACAGGAAAACCCAAGUUCAAUGGGGUUGUAGUCAGGUGAAUAUGGUGGAAGGAAAAAAUAGCGCAUGCCA
Lentinula edodes (shiitake mushroom) is the source of this 2250-nucleotide messenger RNA. RefSeq lists its product as uncharacterized. The transcript has 6 exons. Bases 279 to 2012 code for a protein of 577 amino acids. The record is from RefSeq and is a predicted model, not a curated record. NCBI's taxonomy places the organism in Eukaryota, Fungi, Basidiomycota, Agaricomycetes, Agaricales, Omphalotaceae.